CAGUGAGGAUUUAUCACACUUUCUGUGCGGUUGCAACCCAGUCAUUGGUAUUCUUCAAACACCAUCCAUCAAUUAAUGAUGCACCUGCACACUGCAGUCUGGCAGCUGGCUACUGCCCCAACCUAAUUGAAAUAAAGUUGAUUUGUUUGAAAACUCAGCUUCUACGGCUAUCAAUCAAUACGCAGCUAUUUCGUGACCGGCACAGAGAGUUUAAUCAUUUACUUUUUCUUUAACCAAUCCCGUCAUUUUUGCAGUUUGUAUUCACAAGGUAGGGAACGUGGUUACCAAUAAAAACUAAGACUCAAAUGCUGAUGGGGAAUGGUACUGCAGCAGAGGAAUGGGGCACUUACAUCCCGCAGGACUGCAAAGGAAUUCUUCAGCCCCGAAACAGGAAUUUCAUUUUGUUUUCAAUGACUGACACUUUCGCACCGGAUCUGACAGUGAUUUGAACCAAGUAGUACUGCAUCGAGUGAGAAUACCAGUACUUGGAAUAUUAAAUGAAUGGAAUGUUUCUGAAGUGAUGUCAGAGAAUUGUACAUGUGCAGAAUUCCCAGAACAGUGCAUGCACUUAUUUUUCUCCAGAUGUCCAGCCGAUGAACUACGUACAACCCAUUGGAGUCUCAAGUUUCUGCAUUUCAUGCUUGCCAUUCUGAUUGGACUCUUGCAGCGUUUACACAGCUUUGGUGACAACAGAAGCCGAUCAACUACAUUGUAGAGUGGUGAUUGAAAAUUCCCCCUGCCGAGUUUAUUUUCACAGGGAUGGUGACGUGCUCUGGAUUUAACAGUGAUAAAGCUCAGUGAUUGAAGAAAAAACUGUACUGGAGACUUCAAAAUACAUCUUUGUGGACUUCAACAUGGAAUACCGUAAGAAAUUCAUUGGGGGAAGUGCAGCAGAAAUGUCACGCACAUGUGUGAUACAUGAUGUAGACAAUCCCACUCACCAUUUCCUCUGCAGGGUUUCAUGCGCCAAGCACUAAGAUUAAUUACUGAAACUCAAUCCGACAUCUGUUGUUUUUUGUGUGAAAAAAGCUGUUUUUGACAUGUAUUGCACAUCCUGUCUCUACAACUGAUACAACAGGGAUCCGGAGUGAUUACAGCUUUUGCACAGUGAGGAAGCUUGUAUUGACUUUCACAGUCUGAGUCAAUUUACCAGGAAACAUUUCUGUGGAGUUUGUGACCACAAGGAGAACAUGUACUGCACCAACCACACAGCCUGCAUUCAUCAGUCAGUGCAAAAAACAGUACCAGAUUCGAAUCAGCCUGGCUCAGCAAGCAUCCAUGAUCAAUCGCACUCUAUAAUCCCAGUGAGACACUGAGGCAAUGUUCAAUACUCUCAGCAGCAGUUGUCAGCACCAAGACCUAACUCUGACAGCAAGUGAAAGAGAAUUUAAUUGUUAAGAGAAAUAACCCAUAUGUAAGAACUUCCUAAAGUUCUUUCGAGGACUCUGGAAUUACUUUGGUUAUUCAAAGAACUGUCCAAUGUGUCUUGUUGCAACGUGCAAGUUACUGCAUUUGGUUAGGUGAGUCAUCAUUCUCCACUUCUGUUAGAAAGAGAGAGUUUAGUUCUUGUGUAUAUUCUUCUGACCGAAGCAACUACAUAAGAUGGUGGAAUGGGAGACUAUUUCAGAGCUGAUUAUUGGCCUGUUGGGAAUCGCUGGUAACUUCCUCGUCUGUCUCUCCAUCAUCAGGGCAAAGUUUAUGCACAACAUCACCAACUACAUUCUGCUCAGCUUAGCCAUUGCUGACUUUGUUGUCUGCUUGAAUAUCCUCAUCUUCAACAAGUACGUCCUGGAUGUUGGGGACCUAGACUUCCAUCCCUCCAGCCCCUUGGUCGGCGAGAUCCUUUGCCAGCUGUUUGAUGACAAGAUCCUGGUUUGGUGGAGCAGCAAGACCUCCGUGAUGCACCUCAUGUUUGUGGCCAUUGAGCGCUUUGUGGCCAUUGUGCAGCCGCUGCGGUACAAACGCUACUUCACGGUUCGACGUCUCAUCGUGUUGUUUGUCGCCAUGUGGUUGCUAUCUCUGCUGCUACAGUUGCCUUACAUGCUGACCCCAGAUUUCAACCCUGACACCUCCCAGUGCGACAGGCCACGAAUAUCUACGUUCAGUCGCAUCUUCUAUGUCUUCACCAACUUUCUCUUCAUUAUCAUUCCAUCCAUAUGCACUCUCUGGUGCUACUGGCGGAUCCUCAAAUGUUUGCGGACUAGUGCACGAACCUUCCUGGAAGAAAACAACAGGGGACCGGGACUGGAGCUACUGUAUGCCUGCCGAAAAGUCGUGCAGACGCUUUUUAUAGUUUACGUGGCUUUCAUUAUUCUCUGGUUUCCAAACCUCAUCUUGGGAAUUAUUUACAGUCUACCAGUAACAACCCUCAGUACUCCGCCCGGUUUGAACACUGCAUUCAAACUCAUGGCCUUCUCCAAUUCGGUGGUCAAUCCUUUCAUUUACGGCUUCAAAUACAGGCAGUUGCGAAAAGCCUUUAAAGUGGCCGUGAUGCCGUGUUGCUGCAAUACAGAGGUAAACCCAAACCCUGGGUCUGCCCCAUAUGAACUGAGCGUUUUACGCUUACAACAAGGUUCAAACAACGGUGCAUCUUAA
Molecule: messenger RNA, 2595 nt
Organism: Patiria miniata (bat star)
Lineage: Eukaryota; Metazoa; Echinodermata; Asteroidea; Valvatida; Asterinidae
Product: octopamine receptor beta-1R-like
Exons: 1
Coding region: 1603-2595 (330 amino acids)
Biological process (GO): G protein-coupled receptor signaling pathway
Cellular component (GO): membrane
Molecular function (GO): G protein-coupled receptor activity
Source: RefSeq, a predicted model, not a curated record